AUGGCUGAUGAGAACCCGCAAGCGCAGGGUGCGGAAGGCGGAGGCAAGGGCAAGAGCAGCAGUAUGCGUCUCCAGGAACGACAUCAACAACUACGAAAGCGCGGCAGAACACCCCCAUCAGCUUACGCUCGUCGCGACAUGAACGAGACGGCGCAGCAGCACAAUCGCAAUGAAUCAUCAAACAGAUCUCCCUCACCGCUCGCUCCACCGCGCUCUCCAUCGCCCGACGCGCAGGCGCGCAAGCGCAAGCGUCCUGGUGGUGGUGCCCGGAUGGGCUUGGUAGAUCGCGAAACUCUACGUCGGAGACAGGAAGAAAGAGAGCGUUCCCAGCAAGAGGAAGCUAUGCGAUUUUCUCAGAACCGUGGGGUGACUGACAUUGUCCGUCACCACUACAAUGCUGUGCCCCAGCGCGGAAGAGAGUGGCGAAAGACCGAGAGUAAGAUUAAAGGCCUACGAAGCUUCAACAACUGGAUCAAGAGUACCCUCAUUCAGAAGUUCUCACCGGAUGAGGAGUUCGUGGCUAGGUCCAUUGGCACCAAGGACUGGGCGGAUGAAACCGCCCCACCCCCCAUGGAGGAUAAACGUCUUUUAGUUGUAGAUCUGGGGUGUGGUAAGGGGGGUGAUUUGGGCAAAUGGCAACUAGCUCCUCAACCAGUGGACCUCUAUGUUGGCCUCGAUCCAGCCGAGGUUUCUAUCGUCCAAGCGCGCGAGCGUUACAAUGGUAUGCGGACUGGGCGUGGCCCACGGGGGCGACGUGGGCCUCUCUUCCAUGCUGAAUUCGCUCCUAAGGAUUGCUUUGGGGAGUAUCUGGGGGAUGUCCCUAUUGUUCAGCAAGUAGGUAUUGACCCCAAUGCCGGGCCAGGUGGAUCGGUGAUGAGUUCACGCUGGGGCGGCGGUGGUUUCGAUGUGGUAGCUUCUAUGUUCACAAUUCAUUACGCAUUUGAAAGCGAGGAGAAAGCAAGACAGAUGCUGCGCAAUGUAGCUGGGUGUCUGAAGAAGGGUGGCCGAUUCUUGGGAGUUUGCCCCAAUUCGGACAUCAUCAGUGCACGAGUGGCGGAGAUGAACGCGAAGCGAAAGGAACGUGAGACUGCAGCGAAAAAGGAGGAGGCAGAGCCCGAGGACGGUGAGGUUGAAGAGGACGAUAACAAGAUUGAAUGGGGCAAUUCGAUCUACAGAGUUCGAUUUUCGGGCGAUACACCUGAAGAUGGAAUCUUCCGACCUCCUUUCGGAUGGAAGUACAGCUAUUUCAUGGAAGAGGCUGUAGAGGAAAUCCCCGAGUAUGUUGUGCCAUGGGAAGCUUUUCGAGCAUUAACGGAGGAUUACAACCUCGAGCUCCAGUAUCGGAAACCGUUCCUGGAAGUCUGGAAAGACGAGAAAGACGAUCAAGAGCUGGGACCCCUAAGUGAACGCAUGGGUGUUAGAGAUCGAAACACUGGCGCCCUGCUCAUGACCGAAGAAGAGAAGGAGGCAGCUAGUUUCUACCACGCAUUCUGCUUCUACAAGGUCUAG
This is a messenger RNA of Aspergillus oryzae RIB40, 1509 nucleotides long. It is a transcript of the gene abd1, whose product is annotated as mRNA (guanine-N7)-methyltransferase. Gene Ontology annotation, cellular component: nucleus. Lineage: Eukaryota; Fungi; Ascomycota; Eurotiomycetes; Eurotiales; Aspergillaceae. The coding region runs from base 1 to 1509 and encodes 502 amino acids. Gene Ontology annotation, biological process: 7-methylguanosine mRNA capping. The transcript is spliced from 4 exons. The record is from RefSeq and is a predicted model, not a curated record. Gene Ontology annotation, molecular function: mRNA 5'-cap (guanine-N7-)-methyltransferase activity.